AUGGAUAUCAUGGGCGCGGGCUAUAGCCCUCCUUGCGAUGACGAGUACCGGACACAGGACAAGCAAGACCCUGUUCUGGCUAAUUGUCAGACCAGAAAUGAGGCCACACCGCUCCCUGAGAAUGGUGGCCUUGAAACGAUGACCACACGACUGUGCCCUUACGGAUAUGAAAUCGUCGAAGACCCCCUCGCCGCACCUCAUGCUGGGUCCACCAAGCCGCCACUCGACGAGACUUUGAUAGACCUCACGCGUCAGCUCGAGAUGCAGGGUACGGUGGAAAUCCUCGAUUGGAAGCAGCACGCCGCGAAACAAGAAAAAUUCCUCAUAGCACUCCUUACUUGGGCCUUAAAUAUGAUCGAUGCUGCGCAGUGCCUCCAAGGGAACCUGCGUGGUGUGCUGGUUCGGUUCGCGAAAGCCCAGGACCAAGUGGUGGCUUUACAGAGGGAUCAAGAAGAGGCUGCAGGCAUGCGUGCCUCUCUCGAGAUGCGACUAAAUAACGCUGGGCUUCGGUUGAAAACAGCGGAGGAUCGAUCACUGGUACUUGAGAAGGAGAAUCAACAGAUGUCGAAAGUGUUUGCUUCUAUAAAGCGCCGACUGAAACAUAAACAAGAGACGAACGCCUCGCCCAAGACCAUCGGAUCAAUACCGAGCUCGAAUGAGGUCUCGCGAAACGGUGGGUUCAGGUGGGUCCCCUUUCCAGACUGUGAGGUGUACAUCGAGUUCAUUGGAAAAUCACCACAUUAG
Messenger RNA from Diaporthe citri, 744 nucleotides. RefSeq lists its product as uncharacterized. The record is from RefSeq and is a predicted model, not a curated record. The transcript has 2 exons. Bases 1 to 744 code for a protein of 247 amino acids. Lineage: Eukaryota; Fungi; Ascomycota; Sordariomycetes; Diaporthales; Diaporthaceae.